CAUCGUCUCCUCACCGCCGUCCCCAGCGUGCGUACUUAGAGCUUCAACAGCUCGCGUGGUGUGUAAACGGUGGUCAGGUUGCGGACAUUCAACACGGUUCGCAGCGUCCAAGCACCAUGGGUGUGCAUCAUCACCAGCAUCUCCAAACGAUCGACUCCAAGGACACAGCAAGCAAGGCAAUCACGCGUGCGUAUUCACAGACAUACCAGACGUACCAGUAUCAUUUGCUUCUUGUCGCGUUUGUGGCUUCUUUGUAUGGGCUGUACUACCAGAUCUCGAAUGUUUAUCGCGAGUAUGCUACCCGGCACAGUAAACACCACCAUCAACCCGACAUGUGCUUCUCCUCUUCUAUCCCCUCUACCGCCUCCUCCAGCGUUCUAGCAUCGUCCGGAACGAACUACAACAAAUCCAUAUUCCUCCCGUACGUCCACAAGUUCGGAACGAGGGGCGUCCCUUUGGUCUGGGUCACGAUCCACAGUGGGAAAGAGGAUGUUCGUAUCGAUAUGCCCGUUGACACGGGCUCGACUGGUCUCUUGAUCGGCGCGCCGUUGCUCCCGGGUGUUGAUCCGAGAGCCGGAACGCCUGGGCGCCAGUACCUCUCGAGCAGCAACAUCGUGUACGUGGGGCGGUAUCUGGACCUGAACCUGACGUUCCACGGGACUGGAAACAUUUCGGCCGGGGCAAGGGUGCCCAUUCUCAUCGUGGAUAAGAGUUGGGUGUGCCCGUGGUACGACUCGCUAAAACAUGGGUUUGAAUGUCCGCUUGGUCCCGAGGGGCAGGAACCAGUCGAGAGAGAUGUAAGCGGGAUAACGUACAUGGGCGUUGGUUUUGGCAGGAACAAGAACGCUGAGGGCCAGCGCACCGCGACGUCAUGGGGUAAUCCAUUCUUGAAUAUCAAUUCGAUCAAUGGAACGCGGUUUGAGCCUGAGGAUAUGAAGGCGGGCUAUAUCGUGUCCACGAAAGGAAUCCAGCUCGGAUUGACCCGGGAGAAUACGCGCGGAUAUGACUUCAUGAAAUUAGAGCGUGGUAUAGCGCAUGCGGUUGACGCACGCGACUGGGCGAUGCCUCGUAUGCAGUUCCGUGUGAAUGGGCGAAAGAGCAUCCCCGGUUCUGCUCUUAUUGACACCGGUAGAUGUUCCCGCAUGUGCACUGCUGCCGUCUUCUGACUGGAAACAGGUAUCUCACAGAUGUACAUCCGCGCCGAGGAUGGUAAGCCGCUCCCUGAGGUGAUCAUCCGAAAUCCGAAAGAAGGGGGUACGCCAACGGUGCACCGCGUGAAGAACGGCGCCAGAAUCGCCAUUGACUUUGGCGCAUGCGCGAGUGAGGAGCUGAGCGAGGUGGCCGCGUCGUACUCGUUUGAAGUUGGGCAGAACGCGACCAUGGCGCCUUCCUACGUCGUUCCGGGGAGGCAGGAGCCCCCGCCGUAUGUGAACACCGGGCGCAACUUCCUCAAAGGCUACUCGAUCGCCUUUGAUGCAAUCGACGGACGCCUGGGGUUCCGUCCCGUGCAGACAUUCCAAUCCAUGAUUUAAAUGCUGAG
Messenger RNA from Paraphaeosphaeria sporulosa, 1540 nucleotides. RefSeq lists its product as uncharacterized. The record is from RefSeq and is a predicted model, not a curated record. The coding region runs from base 117 to 1166 and encodes 349 amino acids. Lineage: Eukaryota; Fungi; Ascomycota; Dothideomycetes; Pleosporales; Didymosphaeriaceae. The transcript has a single exon.